AUGGACAAAUUGCCAAUUGGAUAUAUCAAAGGCAAAGGAAAUGUAUUCAUAUAUUAUUCUUACAUUCUUAUAGCCUUUAGAUAAGAAGGUCCCAAGAAAUAAAAAAUAUGAUUAUGUCAAACAAACUCUAAACACUGGACCAACUAUUAGAGAUAUUGAAGUUAUAAGCAAUGCAACAAUAGCAAAAAAGAGAUCUGAAAUUUUCAAAAGAAUUAAAUGUUCUACACUACUGAAAUUGAUUAUUGUAUUUAUUAUUUAAUUUUUAGGAAGAACCUGCAUAAGAAUCAAUACAUAAUAUAAUAGAUCAAUAAGAAUAAGAUCAAUUGAAAUAAUUUGAUACUUAAAGUCAAUAUAGUUAGAAAACAAGAUUCACUGAAGUCUCAUAGGUUUCUGCAAUUACAUAUGCAACUGAAUAACUUGGUCUCACUGAUUAAUCUGAAUUUCUACUGAUUGAUCUUAGAGAUCAAGAUGAAUUUUAAAUGUAUCACAUUAAAGAAGCCAUCAAUUUCCCUGCUCCAUUUCUUAGAUAAGAUAAAUUAACUCAAUAAAUAUAUAGAUUUGUAAAUUUCUUAUUAUAAUACUUUUAUUAGAAAAAUCAAGAAGGAAGAUUAAUUAUCAUAUAUCACUUUGAUGAAAAGAAUGGUAUACCUUCAGCAACACUCUUUGCUGAAAAAGGAUUUGAAAAUGUUUAUCUACUAAGUGGAGGAAUAGAAAAGUUUCUAUAAAAUUAUCCUGAAACUGUUAUUGGAACAAAAGUACCUACUUUUCAAAAACCAGAAUGUAAUCAUUUAUUAUAAAAUACUAUGUAGAAAACCCUAAUAAAAUUAUAAAGAGAUCAAAUUAUAAAGAAAGUGAAUCUUAAAUAAAUAAAUCAGAAAAAGCUAUUAGUGAUACAAAAUCAUAAAUUAGUUAAAAAUCUAAAAUAACUCGAUAAACAAGUAGUUAAAAAUAAUAAUAAUAAUAAUAAUCAUAGUUUAUAGAUAAAUGA
Molecule: messenger RNA, 988 nt
Organism: Paramecium pentaurelia
Lineage: Eukaryota; Ciliophora; Oligohymenophorea; Peniculida; Parameciidae
Source: the annotation of a GenBank genome assembly